UUCAAACUGUUACUUAGAGGUAGUAGAGAUGGGUUCGAUGCCAAUACAUUUCAUAGAUUAUGCGAUAAUAUACCUGGCCUAAUAGUUGUUUUAAAGGUUGGAAAUUCAAAUGAAAUACUUGGUGGAUAUAAUCCUAUUGGCUGGAAAUCUACAAAUGAUGGAUGGAAAGCGGCACCUAAUAGCUUUAUUUUUUCUCUAAAAAAUGAGAAUAUGAAACAAUCUAUUCUUAGUCGUGUAAAGAAUCGAUUAAAUGCAAUUUAUCAUGAAAAAACACAUGGUUCAUGGUUUUUUAAUUUUGGAUUUCGGGAUUCUUAUGGUCCUAAAAAAUGGUAUUAUGGUAAAAGCAAUGCUUAUCAACUGCCAAUCAGAAACGUAGCGGAUGAUUGUUUUUCAGUCGAUGAUUAUGAA
Ambispora leptoticha is the source of this 408-nucleotide messenger RNA. The record is from the annotation of a GenBank genome assembly. Lineage: Eukaryota; Fungi; Glomeromycota; Glomeromycetes; Archaeosporales; Ambisporaceae.